Messenger RNA from Ciona intestinalis (vase tunicate), 3174 nucleotides. RefSeq lists its product as uncharacterized. The record is from RefSeq and is a predicted model, not a curated record. Lineage: Eukaryota; Metazoa; Chordata; Ascidiacea; Phlebobranchia; Cionidae.
AUUAUGUGCUAAAGGUGUCCCAUAUUCCCCCAUUCUAAGUACCUAAAAAAUGUAUACAGUAAGUUACAUACGUGGUAACGACUGUCGUUUCCCUUUAUACGAGGAUAUUCAAUUUAUACAUUUAAUCGUUUUCAUUUAGGCUUUGCUUGUAAUACCAAAAGAAUAUAAUUCGACCCGUCAUUGCUGUAUAUAGAUUUCUUUUCCGUUUCUCGAACCCUACAGUAUGAGAAGAAAAUGUGCAGUAGUUUUCCUGUCGUGCUCGUUUGCAGUUGGUGAGUGCUUGACGAAAGGAGACAACGACAAAGCUCUAAGAAAGAUCAAUGAAAUAUUCGAAUCAUUCCACCAAAAACCGCAAGGUAUCUCGCUUUUGGACCUAACCCGUUUCAGUAUGCUAACAAUUUUCCAGCAAGGGAAUUAGAAUUUUAACCCGACCAGCAGCAGAAUCGCCUUACAAGAAACUCAAUAACUUAUUGGAACGUUUCGUGACAUCCCCCUAUACAAUUUACAAACUAAAGGGGAGCUUCGCCGUACUGUCGUUAAGGCGACGCCGCUGGUGAAGAAUCUUAUUCAAAUGGAAAGAACAAAAGACUUAAGAAAGCUGAGAAAAAGAAUGACCAAAAUUAGCCAAUCAAUUGUGCAACUAUUCGGAAAUAACUUUGUCGGUCAUGUUGGCUACGCCACAUUUAAUCGCUUCAAUUCAUCUUUUCUGUUUUUGUUGGCAAUUGAUUCUGUCAUAGAAAGAUUUCUCAGUAGCGGAAACAAAGAAAAGGCGCUGGCUGGAAUCGAUCUCAUACCUUUGCACUUUACAGAACUAACAGGCGUUCCUAGUUGGGUGCUGACUUAUGUACAAAACGAAUAAUGCAAUGGACUUAAAAAACGUUCUUCCAUUUUACCACUUAAAAACACCAGUCAAAACACCAUUUAUGGUUACUAAAUUGGAUUCCAUUCGUAUUUUAUUCAAAACACGAAUAACAGAAUUUUUAAAUGCAUUUCAGUAAAUUUGCCAAUUGGAUGUGUUAUUUUAUUUUAAGUAUAGUAUAGGGGUGGGGGAAAACGGUACAGCUUUAGCAUAUAAUUUACAAAAAUCCUGAUUAUGUUUUAAACAAUUAGCAACCAUCUAGGAGAAAAUAGAAUAAAAGGUGUCCCAUCUCCCCCCUACUUUGUUAUAUAUAUUAUAAAUAACGCUUUUCUAAUUUUUGAAUGCAGUUUUCAAUUCUUUGGUAUGUACAUAGGGAAAUACCCAUUAGCGCAACGAGAGUUUCAGAUUUUCACUUCAGUUAUUCUAAUUGAACAGUGAAACCUACUAUGGUGAAACCAUAAGAGUCCACACAUAGAUUACAUUGCAGCUAGAUGUAUAUACUGUUUAUGGUUUCUGUUAGCGCAUAUUAGUUGUUUUUGUUUGGAUAAAAUGACCUGGACGGAUUUAGCCUUUUUCUUUAUUAUUGUAAUUCUAGUUUUAGCCCUUUGUCUCAUAUUUCAUUUUAUUGUGGUAAGGGGUUUCGGAGCUAUCGAAAGAAAAUUGAACGCUGCAUUAAAUGACUUCGUCGACUCGUUUGUUCUUAGAACAGAAAAUGAAAUUGAGAAAGAUAUGAAAGCUAUCUUGUCGCUUGUUCAAGAAGCAAUUGAACCCAAUAUUACAGUCGAUUUGCAUCGAGUACGACGAAAACUUUGGGAAGCGUAUAUUGAGAUUUCUCUUACCGACGUGGUCACUUCUGAAACUUCAAAUAUGAAGGAAAGUUGCACGAAAGUUCUUCGUUCGACUUCCAAGAUCAUUAACAAAUGUCUUAUUAAAAAUGAUUGUGCUACAGCUUUAAGAGAAAUUAAUGGAAUUGUCGCAAAGUUCGACUAUGAAACUCAGCAUGUAACCCGGGUUUCGAGACAUGACUUCAGUUUUGCCGAUAAAUUUAAAGCGGAUAUUUCAGAUAUAAUGAAACCACCAGAACCACCACAGCAACGUCCAUUGGCAAUUACUCAGUCUUCCGGUCAAGAAACACUAACCUCUAAUAAGGAACUAAAUACUUUAUUAAAACGAAUCAAAAACCGACCUUAUACUAUUUACAAAACUAAAGGUGAACUGCGCCGUGUUGUACUAAAGGUAUUGACAAAUGUAAAGGAUUUGAUUCAAUUGGGUGAGGUGUACGAUUUGGAAAAGCUGACAUAUACCUUGCCUGAAAUCAGCCACGCGGUGUUUGAAAAAAUGCACAAGCCGGAGAAUCAAGCAUACCAUGACCGAUUCCAUGCAACUUAUGUCUUUGCAGUGUCAACUUUUCGAGUUGUAAAGUGCUUUCUGGGUGACAGGAUGAAAGUUUUAGCGAUGAUAGGCAUCGAUAACAUUGCAUUGAACUUUGAUGAAGAAGCCGGAGUUCCACUUGAAUUAUUUCAGGUUCUGGAACAACGACUGUUGGAAUCUGUAUAAGACCCAAUUUCGGAUAAUUUUUUUGUAUCUUUUGUAUUGCGAUUUUUAGAAAUUUGUGCACACACACACAAGUGGUUUUUAUCAAGUUUUUUCCAUGUGGUUUCUACACAGUUCGUAAGAAAAAUAUUAGCAUUGUAAAUAAUCCCGUUCUUUGCGAAAUUGUGAUUUUUUAGUUGGCAUAUAAACCAGCUAAACUUACAGUAUAUGAAUAUUAAACAUGCUUUGAUUACUGCACGGUAUCCACGUCGCUUAACAUUUGUGUAAUUGCUUCCGCAUGUAACGCAGCGAAGUCUCUACCUUUUCCCUGCAGCUGCUUGAUUACGGCGUGUUCGGCGCUUUCUGCAAUUUAAUAAUGAAAGAGUGCUGUUAGUUAGAACCACCAGUAUUCGCUGUACUGUUGCUCUGUGUAUAGUGUUGCUUUGUUAUUUGUGUUUACGUGCAUUAUAUCUUCGCUCAGUUGACAUGUAAGUUCUACUUUAUUUAUUGUAUUGUAGGGUAAAAUGAAAUACCUUUAGCACAUAGUCAUAGAAUCUCAUAUUUCCUUAUAGUGUUUUGAACAAUUAACAACGACAUUUUGGAGUCGCUGGGCUAUCUAGCUACAGUUAUAUAAUUCUGUAAAUAUUUACUGUUUACUACCAAAUGGGACGAAAUAGAAGAAUAAAAACAUGUAUACUAACGUUUAUAAUUUAUUGUAUCGCUUCGGUUUAAUUUAACUAUAUAUGUUUAUACUCUAGUAAUAAAAGCUUAGUAGACUGCCA